Molecule: messenger RNA, 7521 nt
Organism: Acanthosepion pharaonis
Lineage: Eukaryota; Metazoa; Mollusca; Cephalopoda; Sepiida; Sepiidae
Source: the annotation of a GenBank genome assembly
AUGCUUCUGCCCUCCUCUAUAAUUCCCUCUCUUAAUUUUAUCUUCUUUCCUAUCUUUUUUUCAUUUCUUCACGCCCUCCCUAUAACUCCCCCCUCUCUUAAUUUGUCUUCUUUCCAGAUAUUUUCAUUUCUUCAUCCUCCCUCGAUAACUCCUCUCAUAAUUUUAUCUUCUUCCAGAUCUUUUCAUUUCUUGACGCCCUCCCUCUAUAACUCCAUCUUUUCAUUUCUUUCACCUCCCUCGAUAACUCCCUCUCUUAAUUUGUCCAGAUCUUCUUUCCAGAUAUUUUUUCAUUUCUUCACGCCCUCCUCUAUAACUCCCCCUCUUAAUUUGUAUCUUCUUUUCCAGAUCUUUCAUUUCUUCACGCCCUCCCCCUCGAUAACUCCCUCUCAUAAUUUAUCUUUUCAUUUCUUCACACCCUCCCUCGAUAACUCCUCUCAUAAUUUGUAUCUUCUUUCCAGAUCUUUUCAUUUCUUCACGCCCUCCCUCUAUAACUCCCCUCUUUGUAUCUUCUUUUCCAGAUCUUUUAUUUCUUCACGCCUUUCCAGAUCCUCUUUCAUUUGUAUCUUUUCUUCUUUUCAUUUCACACCUCCCUCGAUAACUCCCUCUCUUAAUUUUAUCUUUUUUCAUUUCUUCACGCCCUCCUCUAUAACUCCCUCUCUUAAUUUGUAUCUUCUUUCCAGAUCUUUUCAUUUCUUCACGCCCUCCUCGAUAACUCCCUCUCUUAAUUUGUAUCUUCUUUCCAGAUCUUUUCAUUUCUUCACCCCCUCCUCUAACUCCUCUCUAUUUUGUAUCUUCUUUCCAGAUCUUUUCAUUUUCUUCACGCCCUCCCUUGAUAACUCCCUCUUAAUUUUUAUCUUCAUGCUUUCCAGAUCUUUUCAUUUCUUCACGCAUUUUCUUCACACCCCCUCGAUAACUCCCUCUCAUAAUUUAUCUUUUCAUUUCUUCACGCCUCCCUCUAUAACUCCCUCUCUUAAUUUGUAUCUUUCUUUCCAGAACUCCCUUUCCUAUAACUCCUCUCUUAAUUUGUAUUUUCUUUCCAGAUAUUUCAUUUCUUCCACGCCCUCCCUCGAUAACUCCCUCUUAAUUUUGUAUCUUCUUUCCAGAUUUUCAUUUCUUCACACCUCCUCGAUAACUCCCUCUCUUAAUUUAUCUUUCAUUUCUUCACGCCCUCCCUCGAUAACUCCCUCUCAUAUUUGUAUCUUCUUUCCAGAUCUUUUCAUUUCUUCCACCUCCCCCUCCUCGAUAACUCUUCUUAAUUUAUCUUUUCAUUUCUUCCGCCCUCCCUCGAUAACUCCCUCUCUUAAUUUGUAUCUUCUUUCCAGACUUUUUCAUUUCUUCACGCCCUCCUCGAUAACUCCCUCUCAUAAUUUUAUCUUUUUCAUUUCUUCACGCCCUCCCAUUUUUAUAACUCCCUCUCUUAAUUUGUAUCUUCUUUCCAGAACUUUUCAUUUCUUCACGCCCUCCCUCGAUAACUCCUUAAUUUAUCUUUUCAUUUCUUCACACCUCCUCGAUAACUCCUUUCUUAAUUUGUAUCUACUUUCCAUCUUUCAUUUUUUCUUCACACUCCCCUCCUCGAUAACUAACUCCUCUCUUAAUUUAUCUUUUCAUUUCUUCACGCCUCCCUCGAUAACUCCUCUCUUAAUUUAUCUUUUUCAUUUCUUCACACCCCUCCUCGAUAACUCCCCUCUCUUAAUUUUCCCUCUCUUAAUUUGUAUCUUCUUUCAGAUCUUUUCAUUUCUAUGCUCCUCUCUAAUUUUUCUUCUUUCCUCCCUCCUCGAUAACCCUCUCAUAAUUUUGUCUUCUUUCCAGAUCUUUUCAUUUUCUUCCGCCCUCCCUCUGAUAACUCCUCUCAUAAUUUGUAUCUUCUUUCCAGAACUUUUCAUUUCUUCACCCUCCUCUGUAACUCCUCCCUCUCUUCUUUUCCAAUCUUUUUUCUUCCACCCUCCUUCUUUCCAUUUAUCUUUUCGUUUCUUCCGCCCUCCCUCGAUAACUCCCUCUCAUAAUUUGUAUCUUCUUUCCAGAUCUUUUCAUUUCUUCACGCCCUCCUCUAUAACUCCCCUCUCUUAUUUGUGUCUUCUUCCAGAUCUUUCUAUCUUUUUUCAUUUCUUUCACGCCUCCUCUAUAACUCCCUCUCUUAAUUUAUCUUUCAUUUCUUCACGCCCUCCCUUUAUAACUCCCUCCUUAAUUUGUAUCUUCUUUCCAGAACUUUUCAUUUCUUCACGCUCCCUCCUUAAUUUGUAUCCUCCGAUCUUUUCAACUCCACCUCCCUCUAACUCCCUCUCUUAUCUUCUUUAUCUUUUAUUUCUUCUUCUUUCCAGGGUUUUUUCAUUUCUUCACGCCCCUCCCUCGAUAACUCCCUCUCAUAAUUUGUAUCUUCUUUCCAGAUCUUUUCAUUUCUUCUUACCCUCCCUCUAUAACUCCCUCUUAAUUUAUCUUUUCAUUUCUUCACGCCCUCCCUCGAUAACUCCCUCUCUUAAUUUAUCUUUUUUCAUUUCUUCACACCCUCCCUCUAUAACUCCCUCUCAUAAUUUGUAUCUUCUUUUCCAGAUAUUUUUCAUUUCUUCACGCCCUCCUUCGAUAACUCCCUCUCCAAUUUAUCUUUUCACACCUCCCUCGAUAACUCCCUCUCUUAAUUUGUAUCUUCUUUCCAGAUCUUUUCAUUUCUUCACGCCCUCCCUCUAUAACUCCCUCUCUUAUUUUGUCUUCUUUCUUUUCAUUUCUACCUUUUCAUAUUCUUCAUUUGUAUCUUCCUCCCUCUUUCUUUUCCCCUCUCUCUCUUUGUGUAUCUUCUUUCCAGAUAUUUCAUUUUCUUCGCCUCCCUCAAUAACCCCCUCUCAUAUCUUCUUUGUAUUUUCCAUACUUUUCCAGGACUCCCUUUUUCAUUUCUUUUCCACACUUCCACCCUCCUCGAUAACUCCCUCUCUUAAUUUGUAUCUUCUUUCUUUCCAGAUCUUUUCAUUUUCUUCACACCUCCUCGAUAACUCCCUCCAUAUUUUGUAUCUUCUUUUCCAGAUCUUUUCAUUUCUUCGCCCUCCCUCGAUAACUCCCUCUCUUAAUUUGUAUCUUCUUUCAGAUCUUUUCAUUUCUUCACACCCUCCCUCUAUAACUCCUCUCUUAAUUUAUCUUUUCAUUUCUUCCGCCCUCCUCUAUAUCCCCUCUGUGUAUGUCUUCUUUCCAAUUUUUCAUUUCUUCACGCACUCCCUUCUUUCUCAUAAUUUUUCUUCAUUUUUCCAUGCUUCACGCCCUCCCUUUAUAACUCCCUCUCUUAAUUUGUAUCUUCUUUCCAGAUAUUUCAUUUCUUCACGCCCUCCCUCAUUAACUCCUCUCUUAAUUUGUAUCUUUACUUUCCAGAUCUUUUCAUUUCUUCACGCCCUCCUCUAUAACUCCCUCUCUAAUUUAUCUUUUUCAUUUCUUCCACCCUCCUCGAUAACUCCCCUCUUAAUUUGCAUCUUCUUUCCAGAUCUUUCUUCCACAACUCCUCAUUUUCUUCCCUCUCAUAAUUUAUCUUUUCAUUUCUUCACACCCUCCCUCGAUAACUCCCUCUCUUAUUUGUAUCUUCUUUCCAGAUCUUUUUUUCCUUUUCCCUCCUCUCACACCCUCUCUCUUGUUAUCUUUUUUCUUCUUCCCCCCUCCUCUAUAACCUCCUCUAAUAUUUUAUCUUCUUCCAGAUCUUUUUCAUUUCUUCACGCCCCUCCCUCGAUAACUCCCUCUCAAUUUGUAUCUUCUUUUCCAGAACUUUCAUCCAUGCUUCACGCCUCCUCUAUAACUCCUCUCAUAAUUUAUCUUUUCAUUUCUUCACGCCCCUCCUCUGAUAACUCCCCUCUCAUAAUUUGCAUCUUCUUUCCAGAUCUUUCAUUUCUUUCACGCCCUCCCUCGACAACUCCCUCUCUUAAUUUUCCCUCUCAUAAUUUGUAUCUUCUUUCCAGAUCUUUUCAUUUCUUCACGCCCUCCUCUAUAACUCCCUCUCCUAAUGUUUCUCCUCUCAUAAUUUUUCUUCACUUUCCUCCCUCGAUAACUCCCUCCUCUUUCACUUGUAUGCUUUCCGAAUCUUUUUUCAUUUCUUCACACCCUCCCUCUAUAACUCCCUCUCUUAAUUUGUAUCUUCUUUCAGAUCUUUUUCAUUUUUUCACGCCCUCCUCGAUAAAUCUUUUCAUUUCUUCACGCCCUCCCUCUAUAACUCCCCUCUCUAAUUUUGUAUCUUCUUUUCCAGAUCUUUUCAUUUUUCAUCCUCCUCGAUACAACUCCCUCUCUUCAUUUGUAUCUUUCUUUCCAGAUCUUUUUCAUUUCUUCACGCUCCUCAAUCUUUUUUCAUUUUCUUCACACCCUCCCUCGAUAACUCCCUCUCUUAAUUUGUAUCUUCUUUCCAGAUCUUUUCAUUUCUUCACGCCUCCCUCGAUAAGUCCCUCUCUUAAUUUGUAUCUUCUUUCCAGAUCUUUUCAUUUCUUCACGCCCUCCCUCUAUAACUUUCCCUCUCAUAAUUUGUAUCUUCUUUCCAGAACUUUUCCAUAUCUUUUCAUUUCUUCACACCUCGAUAAUUCCCUCGAUAACUCCCCUCUCUCUCAUAAUUUGUAUCUUCUUUCCAGAUCUUUUCAUUUCUUCACGCCCUCCCUCGAUAACUCCCUCUUUAAUUUGUAUCUUCUUUCCAGAUUUUUUCAUUUCUUCACGCCCUCCUCGAUAACUCCUCUCUUAAUUUGUAUCUUCUUUCCAGAUCUUUUCAUUCUUCCGCCUCCCUCUAUAACUCCUCUCUUAAUUUAUCUUUUCAUUUCUUCACGCCCUCCCUCGAUAACUCCCUCUCUUAAUUUUAUCUUUUUUUCAUUUCUUUCACCCUCCCUCUAUAAUCCCUCUCUUAAUAUCUUUUCAUUUCUUUCCUCCUCGAUAACUCCCUCUCAUAAUUUUAUCUUCUUUCCAGAACUUUUCAUAUCUCACACCCUCCCUUCGAUAACUCCCUCUCAUAAUUUAUCUUCUUUUCCAGAUCUUUUUUCACAGAACUCCUCUCUUAAUUUUGUAUCUCCUUUUCUUCACACCUCCCUCGAUAACCCCUCUCACCUUUAUCUUUUUCAUUUCUUCUUCCGCCCUCCCUCUAUAAGUCCCUCUCUUAAUUUAUCUUUUUUCUUCACGCCCUCCUUUAUAACUCCCUCUCAUAAUUUGUAUCUUCUUUCCAAAUCUUUUCAUUUCUUCACCCUCCUUUAUAAACUCCCUCUCUUAAUUUAUCUUUUCAUUUCUUCCACACCUCCCUUUAUAACUCCCUCUCUUGUUAACUUUUCAUUUCUUCCGCCCUCCUCGAUAACUCCCUCUCUUAAUUUGCUUAUCUUCUUUCCAGAUCUUUUCAUUUCUUCACGCCCUCCUUUAACUCCCUCCUUGUUUAUCUUCUUUCCAGAUCUUUCAUUUCUUCGCCUCUUAACUUUCUCAUUUGUAUCUUUUCAUCUUUUCAUUUCUUCACCUCCCUCUAUAACUCCCUCUCUUAAUUUGUAUCUUCUUUUCCUGUUUCUUAACGCCCUCCUCAUUUCUCUCAUCUUUUCAUUUCUUCACUCCCCUCCUCAUAACUCCUCUCAUUUUUUGCCCUAUCUUCUUUCCAGAUUUGUAUCUUUCAUUUCUUCACGCCCUCCCUCGAUAACUCCCUCUCUUAAUUUGUAUCUUCUUUUCCAGAUCUUUUCAUUUCUUCACCCUCCCUCAAUAACUCCCUCUCUUAAUUUAUCUUUUCAUUUCUUCACGCCCUCCCUCUAUAAUUCCUCUCUCUUAAUUUGUAUCUUCUUUCCAGAUCUUUUCAUUUCUUCACGCCCUCCCUCUAUAACUCCCUCUCAUAAGUUUUAUCUUCUUUCCAGAUCUUUUUCAUUUCUUCGCAAUCCUCCCUCUAUAACUCCUCUCUUAAUUUAUCUCUUUCUUUUCCUCUAUAACUCCUCUCUCCAUUUGUAUCUUUUUCCAUCUUUUCAUUUCACGCCCUCCUCUAUAACUCCUCUCAUAAUUUAUCUUCUUUCCAGAUCUUUUCAUUUCUUCACGCCCUCCCAGAUAACUCCUCUUUUAAUUUUUAUCUUCUUUCCAGAUCUUUUCAUUUCUCACACCCUCCCUAUAACUCCCUCUCUUAAUUUGUAUCUUCUUUCCAGAUCUUUCCAUGUCUUUCUUUCCAGAUCUUUUUCAUUUUCUUCACACCCUCCCUCGAUAACUCCCUCUCUUAAUUUUGUAUCUUCUUUCCAAUCUUUUUCAUUUCUUCGCCUCCUCGAUAAGUCCCUCUCAUAUUUUGUAUCUUCUUUACAGAUCUUUUCAUUUCUUCACACCUCCCUCGAUAACUCCCUCUCAUUUAUCUUUUCAUUUUUUCACGCCCUCCUCGAUAACUCCCUCUCUUAUUUGUAUCUUCUUUCCAGAUCUUUUUCAUUUUUAUCUUUUCAUUUCUUUUCGUGCUCCCUUCUCUUAUUUUCCUCUAUAACUCCCUCUCUGAAUUUGUAUCUCUUUCCAGAUCUUUUCAUUUCUUACACCUCCCUCUAUAACUCCCUCUCUGGUGUAUCUUCUUUUCCAGAUCUUUUCAUUUCUUACGCCCUCCUCUAUAACUCCCUCUCUAAAUUUGUAUCUUCUUUCCAGAACUUUUAUCUUUUCAUUUCUUCACGCCCUCCCUCUAUAACUCCCUCUCAUAAUUUGUAUCUUCUUUUCCAGAUCUUUCAUUUCUUCACGCCCUCCUCGAUAACUCCCUCUCUUAGUUGUAUCUUCUUUCCAGAUCUUUUCAUUUCUUCACGCCUCUCCCUAACUCCCUCUAUAUGUGUAUCUUCCCAGAUCUUUUCAUUUCUUCACCUCCCUCUUCCCUUCUUAAUUUGUGAUCUUUUGGAAUUUUCAUUUUCUUCCGCCCUCCUCUAUAACUCCUCUCUUAAUUUUUCAUUCUUCUUUUCCAGUCUUUUCAUUUCUUCACGCCCUCCCUCGAUAACUCCCUCUCUUAAUUUAUCUUUUCAUUUCUUCACACCUCCCUCGAUAACUCCCCUCUUAAUUUGUAUCUUUUCCAGAUCUUUUCAUUUCUUCACGCCCCUCCUCGAUAACUCCUCUCUUAAUUUAUCUUUCAUUUCUUCACGCCUCCCCGACAACUCCUCUCAUAAUUUGUCUUCUUUUUUCCAGAUCUUUUCAUGUUUAACGCCCUCCUUUAUAAUAACUCCCUCUCAUAAUUUAUCUUUUCAUUUCUUCACGCCCUCCUCGAUAACUCCCUCUCUUAAUUUAUCUUUUCAUUUCUUCACGCCCUCCUUCUAUAACUCCUCUCAUAAUUUGUAUCUUCUUUCCAGAUCUUUCAUUUCUUCACCCUCCUCGAUAACUCCCUCUCUUAAUUUAUCUUUUCAUUUCUUCACGCCCUCCUCUAUAACUCCCUCUCAUAAUUUGUAUCUUCUUUCCAGAUCUUUUUCAUUUCUUCACGCCCUCCUCUGCUCCCUCUCUAAUUUGUAUCUUCUUUCCAGAUCUUUUCAUUUCUUCCGCCCUCCUCCUAUAACUCCCUCUCUUAAUUUUUAUCUUCUUUCCAGAUCUUUUCCAUUUCUUCACGCCCUCCCUCUAUAA